Stylonychia lemnae is the source of this 873-nucleotide messenger RNA. The record is from the annotation of a GenBank genome assembly. NCBI's taxonomy places the organism in Eukaryota, Ciliophora, Spirotrichea, Sporadotrichida, Oxytrichidae.
AUGACAUCUAAAAAGGGAAUCGAGUUUGAAAUAUCUAUAAGAGCAGCUACUAUUAACAGUCCAGAUCAAACCAAUCUCUAAGUUUUAUGGAUUAGAGGGCCCAAAAAGAUUGAUACUAGAGUAAAAUAAGUUAAAGAUGGCAAAGUCGCAUUCAAUGAAAAGUUUUAGAUGAAAACAGCCAUGGAAAUAGGUGAUAAUGGAGAAGUAUUGCCUAAACCUACCACUCUAUAACUGAUAGAAACAGACUCCAAGAAAUUUUUAGGAGAGUGCAUCCUAGAUCUAGCAAAAUAUUGCGCAACCCCAGAGACAUCAGAAAAACUUAAGCUGGAAUAAUGCGAAGAUGACAAAGCCUAUAUUGAGAUAAGAGUACGAGCAAAGGAAUCUGAUGAUACAGCUACUCCAUCUCACAGAGGAAGCAUUACUCAGAGAAGAAAGACAAUUCUGCAGCAGGAUAACACAGAUAUUCAGUCCUAAAGAAGUAAUAUUAGAGACGACAAGGAGGAGUAAAAGCUAAUGAAUCAACUAGAAAAUCUACUUAAUGAAAUAGAUCUACAAAGAAAGCAGAACCAAAAAAAAUAACAGGAAAUUGAAGGCAAGAAACAGUCUUAAAAUGAUUAAUAUGCUCACCUAUCGGAUAUUGAUAAGGAUAAGCUGAUUGUUCUUGAUGGUCAAAUAAAGAAUAAAAAAGACGUUUUUGAUAAAAUGAGUGUUAAAACAAAAGAGCUUGAGAGUGAGGCUGAAAAACUAAAGCAGAUGACUAAUUUAUCUGAACUAAUGAAGAUCAAGAUGCUUUGUGAUAAAACUUAAAGAGAACACGAUUAAUUUGAGAAGGAAAUAGCGGAUUUUUAUGAUAUCGAUAGGUUUUAACUCUGA